AUGUUGCUAGAAGUUUCGAAAAGCUUGUUCAUCCUUCUCUCCUGCAUGUUGCUGGAACCCGUGUUUUCAGUGCAGAGUCAGAUGUGUGACAUGGUGAAGGAGAUAGACAAGGAGAGGAACCUGUGUGAGGCUCAGAUUGAGAACAAAACCACAGGUUGCAAUGGGACUUGGGACAAGAUCACCUGCUGGCCCAGUGCUGAUGUUGGAGAGGUGGUCACCAUCCCUUGUCCCAAAUAUCUCUUCUACUUCUCCAGAGAUGUCCACACACGUAACCUGUCAAAGACCUGCACUGAGGAUGGCUGGACCCCAAUCAGCAUAGACUCAUACAUAAUAGACUGUGGAUACAAUCCCAACAACACCAUCGAUGAUAAUACGUCGGGAGAGUUCUUUGAUGCGAUCAAAGUGGGUUACACCAUCGGUCACAGCAUGUCCCUCAUUUCGCUGACGAUCGCCAUCAUUAUACUGUGUCUCUUUCGGAAGCUACACUGCACAAGGAACUAUAUCCACAUGCAUCUGUUUGUGUCUUUUAUACUGAAAGCUGUGGCUGUUUUCAUCAAGGACGUGGUUCUGUAUGACGUCGGGGAGACGGACAAUUGCCAGUCACCUGUGAGCUGCAAAGCUGUGGUGGUCUUCUUCCAGUAUGGGGUCAUGGCGAGUUUCUUCUGGCUGCUGGUGGAGGGCUUCUACCUCCACACUCUAUUAGCCGUUUCCUUCUUCUCUGAGAGGAAGUACUUCUGGUGGUACAUCCUGAUUGGUUGGGGGGCUCCAACCAUCUUUAUCACAGCAUGGGUUAUUACGAAGGCUUAUUUAAAUGAUCUUGGAUGCUGGGAGAUAAUUGACGACCACCCAUGGUGGAUCAUCAAAACACCUAUUUUAGUCACCAUACUUGUGAACUUUUUUCUCUUCAUCUGUAUAAUCCGGAUUCUGCGACAGAAGAUGAAUUGCCCUGACAUAGGAAGAAAGGAAUCCAAUCAGUACUCGAGACUGGCUAAAUCCACUCUAUUGCUGAUACCUCUCUUUGGCAUAAACUACAUCAUUUUUGCCUUCAUCCCUGACCACAUCCACCCACAAGUGAGGAUGGUGUUUGAUCUUAUUCUGGGGUCAUUUCAGGGCUUUGUCGUUGCAGUUUUGUACUGCUUUCUGAACGGAGAGGUACAGGCGGAGAUUAAGCGUAAGUGGCGCAGAUGGAUGCUACAGAGGUUCCUCGGUGCUGACACUAAGUAUCAGCAGCCGUCUAUUGGCAGCAACGGCAACAACUUCAGCACCCAGAUUACUAUGUUGACCAAAUGUAGCCCCACAACACGCCGGGCAUCUGACUGUCAGGAGCACUUCUCUGCUAUCUGA
This is a messenger RNA of Plectropomus leopardus (leopard coralgrouper), 1344 nucleotides long. RefSeq names its product vasoactive intestinal polypeptide receptor-like. Gene Ontology annotation, molecular function: G protein-coupled peptide receptor activity; peptide hormone binding; vasoactive intestinal polypeptide receptor activity. The record is from RefSeq and is a predicted model, not a curated record. Lineage: Eukaryota; Metazoa; Chordata; Actinopteri; Perciformes; Serranidae. Gene Ontology annotation, cellular component: plasma membrane. Gene Ontology annotation, biological process: adenylate cyclase-modulating G protein-coupled receptor signaling pathway; cell surface receptor signaling pathway.